AUGGACUCAAGCAAGAACGUCGAUAUCCCCGUCUCUCCUACCGGCCGCAGACGUAGCUCCGGAACUCUCUUCCAAGGUCUCAUGGACCAAAAGCGCCACGACGGCAACGCAGCCCGUAGACAAUCAAUGACAGAUUCAAAGCCGGCGCCGGGAUUCAUCGGGCAGAUGUGGCAUAACUGGACUCGUGGCCCUGCUAGCCCCCCGAAAUAG
This is a messenger RNA of Colletotrichum abscissum, 210 nucleotides long. RefSeq lists its product as uncharacterized. Lineage: Eukaryota; Fungi; Ascomycota; Sordariomycetes; Glomerellales; Glomerellaceae. Bases 1 to 210 code for a protein of 69 amino acids. The transcript is spliced from 3 exons. The record is from RefSeq and is a predicted model, not a curated record.